Messenger RNA from Lindgomyces ingoldianus, 792 nucleotides. Its product is annotated as DUF1917-domain-containing protein. The coding region runs from base 1 to 792 and encodes 263 amino acids. The record is from RefSeq and is a predicted model, not a curated record. NCBI's taxonomy places the organism in Eukaryota, Fungi, Ascomycota, Dothideomycetes, Pleosporales, Lindgomycetaceae. The transcript has 2 exons.
AUGUCGCCUUCCGAUUUGCACAAUAUUUAUCAAGGCAAGCCGGAUGCCUGGCAGCUGGGAGAGUCUGUCGACGACUUUGUCAGACGUCUACCACCCCUGACUACUCCUGUUGCUGUCUGCCCCUGGAUCUGGGCUGCAAAUCCCUAUCGUAACGGUCAACGGACUUCCGGCCGCGCUAAGACCCUGGAGUUAGUCCAAUCCGGAGCAGAGUUGCUUCAGCAAUCGAAGCAGAGGAGGAUGGAAAUUGAGCAAAAGCAUUCUAGGGAGUCAAAGGGGGCCGUCGCGCGCAUGCUGAGCCAAGAAGCCGAUCGUUUGAAGCAACAAAUUGUCGAUCUAGCUCAAAAGACAAACGUGACUGAGGGAAAGUGGAUGCUCUUUCCAAGCCUGGAGGAUCUUGGCCGAGUGUGGAAACUUGUGGUCGAAGGGACCAUUAGCAAUCGCCUUGGUUCUGGAGCGAAAGUCGCGACAGAUGAAGGCGGGACUGAACCGCGGCUGAUAUGCAUCUAUACAAAGGACUUUGGCGACACCAAAGACGUACUUCGCGUCUUGCAAGAGCUGGAAGGCAUGGGACUGGUCGGCUUUGGCCGCGGCAUUUCUUACAAGGCAGAUAUUUACACAUACCUCAAUAUCUACCGGCAAAACGCGGCCGAGUAUGGUCUAUGGGCAAGUAUCUACUCGAGCCAGAAGAUGCUGGCUAAGACGAGAGUGCCUGAACCGAAUGCGAUCCCACAAAAGGAGCAUUCGACACCAGAUGCCUUUCGAGAGUGCUCCGAGCCGAUGGACCUCGAUUAG